AUGCCGUCGAUUGUCAAAUCCCUUUCCGACGUUUUCACUUCGCUCCUUGAGCUCGUAUGGUCCUUCUUCACCACUGCCGGCGAUCUUGUCCAGAAGACUGCCUCUUUCAUCCUCAAGUUCUUCUCUGAGAUCAUUGGCCUGUUUGUCAACUUCUUCAGGGGCCUGGUUGACCUUGCUGGCGGCAUUGUUGGGUUCGUGCUGGGCAACGUUCUUAUGCUUGGCGUCCUUGCUGCAGUUGCAUUUGGCUUUCUGCAGUACCAGCGCAACCAGGGCAACACCGUCAAGGUCGGCAACAAGAAGCUCAACUAG
Molecule: messenger RNA, 309 nt
Organism: Ascochyta rabiei
Lineage: Eukaryota; Fungi; Ascomycota; Dothideomycetes; Pleosporales; Didymellaceae
Exons: 2
Coding region: 1-309 (102 amino acids)
Source: RefSeq, a predicted model, not a curated record